UUCUGCAUUUUCGUGAUUGAUAACACAAUUUGUGAUCAAGGCAUCGAUCGUGUAUCAUGCAAUGUAGUGAAAAUUACAAAAAGCAAUUGCAAGAGAGACAAGGAUCGCGAGAGAAUCUGUUUUUGUCAUUCGGAGUUUCUUAGUUUCCUCACAUGAGGUCACUAAAAUCAAUUCGAACUCGGACUGUCACUCUGUCGGCUUUUAAAGAUCAAUUUAAAAUAUUAUCAAAAAAGAAAUAUAUUUUAUUUUUAUGCAUAAAUUGAUAAAAAUGCGAAAUAUUAAUCUCCCACGUCGGUUUCUUUCAACUAAAAUUCAAAAAGAAGCAAAAGUACGGGAAAAGUGGAAGUCCAUCGUCGGUUUGGAAAUUCAUGCUCAGAUUGCAACAAAAUCAAAAUUAUUUUCCAGCGCAUCUACUAACUUUGCCAAUCGAAUUAAUUCAUGUGUCUCAUUCUUCGAUUGUGCCACUCCAGGAACGUUGCCUGUAUUAAACAGAAGAAGCGUGGAAUCGGCCGUUUUGUCAGCUUUAGCACUAUCUUGCCAAUUGAACGAGACUUCUUUGUUCGAAAGGAAACACUACUUCUAUCCAGAUUUGCCUGCAGGAUUUCAAAUUACCCAACAAGGACAACCUAUUGCAAUCAAUGGUGAAAUUAAGUUUCAUGUAUUUACUCCAGGAGUGCACAAAACACCAUACUUAAAAUCUUCUAAAAUCAAGCAGAUUCAGUUGGAACAAGACAGUGGCAAAAGUUUACAUGACGAAAAUCUGGCGAGAAGCUUGAUUGAUCUCAAUCGUGCUGGAAUACCAUUGAUGGAGUUUGUAUUUGAGCCAGAUUUGGUCGAUGGUGAAGAAGCAGCUGCGCUUGUGAAGGAGCUUGCAUUUACAUUACAAUUACUAGGCGUCUGUAGUUGCAAGAUGGAAGAAGGAGCACUUCGUGUUGAUGCCAAUGUUUCUGUAAGCAGUCAAGAAGACAGUCUCGGUGUUAGAACUGAAAUAAAAAAUAUUGGAAGCGUGCGUGCUGUCGCUGCGGCUGUUAAAUAUGAAAUAAAUAGACACAUUUCUAUUCUCGAGGCUGGUGGUGAGAUAUUUAACGAGACUCGCGCUUGGAAUGCAAUAAAAAAGAAAACCAUUCCUAUGCGUGAGAAAGAAGAUAAGGAAGAUUACCGAUUUAUGCCUGAGACAAACUUGCCACCUUUACGUAUACAUGUCAGAGAAGAUCUACCAAAUAAAGAUAAUUUAGUCGAUGCCGUGAUAUUGAGAAGACAACUACCCGAAUUACCAGAACAAAUACGCCAGAAAUUAAAGGACGUUCUCAAAAUAUCUCCUGAAAUAAUUAUUUCUUUAAUGAGCGACUUUGAAUUAUUACAAUUAUUUAAUGAAAUAAUAAAAGAUGAAAAUCGUGAACCGCAAUCGGUCGCUAAGUUCCUCGUUAUGGAAGUACUAACUUUUGUUCAUAAAAACAAACUCACGAUUGAAUUCUGCAUAUCGCAUAAAGAUUACAUUGGUCAAUUGAUUGACUUGUUACAAGAUAAAUUAGUUAAUUUAAUAAUAGCGAAGAAAGUGUUGGACGAAUUAACAGUUGAUCAAAAGAAACUUCCGAGAGAGAUUAUUGAAGAACACAAUUGGUUCUUAAUAUCAGACGAGAAACAACUAGAACAGAUAUGUUUAGAAAUUAUUGAGCAAAAUCCAAAAAUCGUAUCAGGAUAUAAAAAAGGCAAGAAAAAAUUAUUUAAUGCGCUAUUAGGACAAAUAACAAAUAUUACGGAAAAGCGUGCAGAUAUGACUGCUGUUGCAAAAAUCAUGGAAAGAUUACUGAAAUGAGUGGAAAUUUGAGACAUGUAAUAUAUCUAUAGAAUCAGUUUUAUAAUAAAAUAAAUUGUAAAUAUAUUUUAACGAUAUUCGAGGCAAUAAAAUAUUUAAAUGUAAAAA
Messenger RNA from Linepithema humile (Argentine ant), 1924 nucleotides. Lineage: Eukaryota; Metazoa; Arthropoda; Insecta; Hymenoptera; Formicidae. The record is from RefSeq and is a predicted model, not a curated record.